Molecule: messenger RNA, 2268 nt
Organism: Fusarium graminearum PH-1
Lineage: Eukaryota; Fungi; Ascomycota; Sordariomycetes; Hypocreales; Nectriaceae
Exons: 3
Coding region: 1-2268 (755 amino acids)
Source: RefSeq, a predicted model, not a curated record
AUGGCCCCUGCAAGGAUAUCCCACGACCCUGUUCUUCGCCGCGAGCCAGCAGCGUCAAGUCGCGACUUCCAAGUUCGCAACUUGGACGCAGACCUUUGUGUCUGCGGUGGUGGCUUCGCCGGUACCAUCGCUGCAAUCGCCGCAGCAAGAAACGAUGUCAAAGUCAUUCUCAUCCAAGACCGUCCUGUUCUAGGAGGCAAUGCAUCAAGCGAAGUUCGCUUAUGGAUCCUCGGAGCGACUUCACACAUGUUCAACAAUAACCGCUAUGCUAGAGAGGGCGGUCUUGUUGAUGAGAUUCUCUUGGAGAAUUUGUAUCGGAAUCCUGAAGGCAACCCUUUGAUUCUAGAUACAAUCCUUCUCGAAAAGGUUCGGCUUGAGCCUAAUAUUCAGCUAUUCUUGAACACUGCGUUAGUUGGGUGUGAGAAAGAUGGCGAUCGAAUCAGUUCUGUCAGCACAUUCAAUUCUCAGUCUUCACUCAAGUUCAACAUACGCGCUGAGCAAUUCAUUGACUGCACAGGCGACGGUACACUCUCUUUCCUCGCUGGUGCUCCCUUCAGAAUUGGCGCCGAGAAACGUGACGAGUUUGGCGAGCUCUUCGCACCGUCCUCAGAGUACGGGCACCUCCUAGGUCACUCCAUUUACUUUUACACCAAAGAUGUCGGCAAGCCUGUCAAAUUCGUCGCCCCAUCUUAUGCUCUCAAAGACGUCGAGACCGAAAUCCCCCGGUUCAAAAGCUUCAGCACCAAGGAGAUGGGCUGUAAUCUUUGGUGGAUUGAGUAUGGUGGUAGACUUGAUACUAUUCAUGAUACUGAGGAGAUCAAGUGGGAGCUUUGGAAAGUUGUUUAUGGCGUUUGGGACUACUUCAAGAACUCUGGACGAUUUCCUGAGGCGGAGACUUUGACACUUGAAUGGGUUGUCGGCCCCAAGAUGAUGGUCCAGCAGGAUAUCGUGGAGCAGAGAUUCCAUUCUGAUGCCGUCUCUUUCGGUGGUUGGUCCCUCGAUUUACACCCAGCUGAUGGUGUCUUUUCCGAAGUUGACGGAUGCACCCAGUGGCACUCCAAGGGUGUCUACCAGAUACCCUUUUCCUCCAUGGUCUGCUCCGACAUACCAAACCUCAUGUACGGAGGUCGCAUCAUCUCGGCAUCUCACGUUGCUUUCGCAUCCACCCGAGUCAUGGCUACGUGCGGAGCCAACGCCAACGCUUUGGGAAUCGCAGCCUCGCUCUGCAAGAAGAACACCAUCGAUCCUGUGCAGCUGCUCCAGAAAGCUGAGAUGAAGAACUUUCAACUGGAACUUAUGCGCUUUGGACAGUUUAUACCAGGGUAUAAGCUUGAAGAUGAGAAAGAUCUGAUCCGUUCAGCUACAAAGAUUGAAGACUCGUCUACUUUUGAACUGUCCCAACUCCCAGCCGAUGGGCCGCCUAAGGUUUUGGUCAGAAGCCUUGCGCAGAUGCUGCCCAUUUCGCAGGGCCCUGUCCCCAAGUUUUCCAUUACUGCCAUGUCGGUUGAGUCCACCGAGUUGACCGUCCAGCUCCGAGGAUCUGAGAAGCCUUACAAUUAUACACCUGAGGUUAUCUUGGCCGAGAAACGGUUCUCACUAGACCCAGGUGAAAAUCAUCUUGUCAUUGACUUUGAGAUCGAGAAUCCUCAGACGCAAUAUGUUUUCCUUGCUUUCAUGCAGAACGAGUCUGUCGCACUCUGUACAAGCAAGACCCGUGUUUCAGCUCUCAUGACGGUCGAACAUGAGUGCACGCAAAGUCCACCUAGUGACGUCGGCGUUGAUGAGUUCGAGCGAUGGACACCCGUUAGGAGACCAAUGGGCCAUAACCUUGCAUUGACCUUGGAGCCACCUCUCCAGGCAUGGGGUGUUCAGAACCUCUGCAAUGGAGUUACGCGUCCAACCAAGAGAACCAACUGCUGGGUUCCUGGUUCUGGACCUGACAGAAAGCUUCUCAAAGUCUUCUGGUCUAAUCCAGUUGAAGUGAGCAAAGUGGUAGUUUGCUUCGAUACAGACUAUGAUCACGCCCUCGAAUCUGUCUUGCGAGGCCACCCGGAGAGGACUAUUCCAUUUUGUGUUAAGAAAUGGCGCCUACUGGACCUUUCUGAAGGCGAAAAAGAACUCUACGUGGAAGACGAGAACCAUAUGUCGCGACGCGAGGUGGUCCUUGAUUCACGUAGGAAGCUGACAAAUCUUGGAGUUGAGAUCCUUGAGCUAAACGGGGGCGAGAGUGUUCUUGGUGGCAUAUUCGAAGUGCGCGUAUAUGAAUAG